AUGUUUAUGGUCUGUCGCUAUAUUUUCAUUACAGUGCUUCAAAUGAGAGUAAAAAUUAGUAAUUUAACAUCAGAAAACUUCUGUCAUCUUAAUAAUACACUGACUGUGAUUGUUCUUUCAACGUGUCAGCAUGGAUUCACCGUGAAGUCAUUCUGCCUCAGGCUGAGCAUUGCAAAGGCAAUUAAAAAUACAUUACGAUAUUUGACAUGUGGCUGAUUAGAGCCUUUCAAGUGGUUGCUGUUGGACAUUAUUAAGCUAGCCUGGUGUAACAAGUCUCUUCCGUCAUUAUUUGUCCAAUGGCAGAGAGUAAAACAACAGUUCCUGAAUGUCAGAGUGAACAGGCUCUCAAUGUUCAUGUUUGACUGCAGUUGUUAUGCUAUGUCUUGGCCUCAGUGUCCCAUCAUGAUGUUAGAUUGAUGACAGCAGCCUGUGUGGAUCCAAACCUUCCUGCGAUGCCAGGAAUAAUAUUUUCUGUUUACACCAAUUCUGUUUGCUCUCUCCAGACUGAACUGAGUGAACAAAGCCGAUCAGAAUAUUUUUCCAGAGUGGGAGAAACCCAAGAGGCUUUAAACAGCCCCACGAAAACAAAGAAGACGCUGCUUCAAAAGAUAACCAAACAAGCCAGUGACCAGCAGCAGCAGCAGCGUGCUGACCAGAGAGCCUCCCCUGAAGAACAAAGACAGGAAUUAGGUCACAAAGAGACUUGGACUGUCCCAGAGACAGACCCCCUGGUGACAUGUCCCAGUGCUAUCUCUGAACCUAAGGCUCAGGUGAAGACUGUUCCUUCAGUCUUGGUUUCACACGAAAGAGAAACCAACAAGAGCAAAAGGCUACAAGUGAGCAGCCCUGAGGAAGACCCUCAACCACAGAGGACCAAGAGGACAUGUCUUGGAAGAGCUCCAGCUGAAACUCACUCCACUGAGAGCUCGACACAAACAUCCAAGCAUGACCUUCUUCCUUUGCCACCCCUUCCCCUGGUCCAAGCCAAGGCAGAGUCCAAGGCUUUCCCAGUCUCGGAGUGCACAGAAACCACACUGGAAGUAGAGCUGCUUACGCCAGGGAAACGCGCCCAGAGGCUCCCCCUCACAAGCAAUAACACGGCACAGACAAACCAAAACAGGCUGGCCGCAAGUCUGAGGGGCCUAUCUGUCAAGCCUGCAUCCUCAGGCUGCUCUAUUAGUUCCAGAUCCACUCGCGCAGAGGAGGGGAACGAGAGUGUGCCCAGAACCUCUAGAUUACGACGACUGAAGAGGUCCUGAGGGGGAGACACGAGUCGUCCCCUCCCAUCCUGGCGAACACUUGCAUUGGAACGCAUUGCCCUCGUCAUGGCAGGUGCCACCAUUGUUGCACGUGGCUUCAUCACAUUGGCUUUCGCCUGAAGGGAACAUUUAAAAAAAGGACUGUUUUGAGAU
Messenger RNA from Cynoglossus semilaevis (tongue sole), 1412 nucleotides. It is a transcript of the gene slx4ip, whose product is annotated as SLX4 interacting protein. Lineage: Eukaryota; Metazoa; Chordata; Actinopteri; Pleuronectiformes; Cynoglossidae. Bases 417 to 1259 code for a protein of 280 amino acids. The transcript is spliced from 3 exons. The record is from RefSeq and is a predicted model, not a curated record.